Cladocopium goreaui is the source of this 2952-nucleotide messenger RNA. The record is from the annotation of a GenBank genome assembly. Lineage: Eukaryota; Dinophyceae; Suessiales; Symbiodiniaceae.
AUGAAAUCAUGCAGGGAAAUCUCCAAACCUUUGGAGGUGAUCGACGAUCUGUUUGCACCAUAUGCAGACUCUUAUAACACUGGCCUGGCUGGCACGCUUCCUCCACGUGAAUGGCGAGAGAAGGCCCACUUCAUUCGCUUUCUGCAACUUCAAGACGAGGACAACUUCCGACACAUUCCUUGCCUCAACGAUCUCAACGAGGAGGAACUUGAGAGCGUUGCACACCAAAGCCUUGUGCGAUAUCGAUGUAUGGUACAGGAUGUGCUGGAACCAGAAGUUUUUUCCUCUUUGCUGGUUCAGACAGAUUCAUAUGGUAAGGCAAAGCUCCUGACAACCAAGUACCGUGAGAUUUGCAGUGCGGAAAAUGUGAGCGAUUUGGGAAACCAAGGGCUUGGGACCCGAGGAGUCUACUACUGCGUUCCGAUGCCAGGAGAAAGCGUUUGGGCACACGCUCCAGGCAGAUCGAGUGUACUGACGGCUAAAUCUGUGGAACCAGAGACGUGUGAAAGGCCACCAAAGCAGCGCAGAGGUGCCGGUGGUACAAAGAUUCUGUGCUCAGACAUUGACCCCUGUGACCAGCUUGCCGAGUCUGCGGAGCCUCAGGCUCUGUGUAGCUUCAAAUCCUCUAAAUUUUCCGCUGGCUUCGUAUCCUGUGUCGUGAAACUCUAUGAUGCAGACGAGGAGAUUUUGAGACUCUGCGAGACGGUGGAGAUACUGGGUGUGUUUUGCAUGGAUUGCAAUCAGCCACCUGCAGAUCUGUGUGAUGAGGGCGACAACCUGCCAAGGCUUCACGGCCUCUUCGUUCGGAAGCUGCCGUUUUUCCACCCCAUGUUGCCUUUUAGCCCGCGCUGGCUUUCUGAAGGUCGGCUGGUGUGUACCGUACAAAGGCGUUUUGCUUCUAGUGCCAUUGGCAAGCUGCGUGGUUUGGCCAUCAAAUCUUUGCAGAAGUGUUUGGCUGGCGAUGUGCUGGCGGCAGAGUACAUCCUCGCUUUGUCUGUGGCUCGAGUCUAUGGCAACAAUGGGAACAGAUCACUAGGGCACUGGUCUUUGAACAUUAGCGGGUGGCCCGAAGACCUGUCUGUUGCUGCUCUGGUUGAGGCGAUUUCCAACUUGCUACCACGGGUGGUACAUCUACCAGUGACGGCUCAAUCUUUAAGCACUGAGCAAUGGAAACCGCGAAAAGACUUUGAGGCGAAUCGCUUGCAGACGGGUCAGUUGCAACUAGCACCUGGCACACUGCUGAUUUUGGACGAGACAAAUAUGGAAGUUGGGAAGUUGGAUGAAGCUGGUGUCAAAGCAUUGCGAGCCAUUCAAGCUUUGGAUUCAGAACAGAUGCUUUUGAUUGACUUUGACAGAUACGAAGUCCAGAUUCCUUUGGAGGUGAACUGCCUGUAUGUAUCAAACAAGUCAUCGAUGUUGAAAAAUGCCGACAUUCUUUUGCCCCUAAGACCACAAUUGAACAACGUUGACUAUCCAGAAACUUCUGCUGGCAGCUUGGAGGCGCUUCGGUUCCUGCUUGGACUUGUAUCACACCGAACACAGCCACUGCAUUUGCAACAGAUCAUGGGAGCCUUUAGCGAAGACUUUGCUCAUAUGCGCGACGAGUUCCGAGAUAUGCAUCUGGGGCAGCAUACUCUUCACGUUUGGGUAGCUCUAGCCAGAGCUUGCUGCUAUACCCAUGGGGAAGAAGAGAUGACUCUUCAACGCGUUGCCGACGUUGCAUUGAAGGUUAAGUAUAGGCGGAGAUCUGAGAGACGUGUGCAGGCGAACGGCCCACAGCGAGUCCGCUUUGAUGCCUUCCGGAGGUUGCACGACAGAGAUGCAGAGCAGUCUCUUCUAGAUGCAGCCGAUGCAGAGAGGACCCGAUCCACGAUCCAAGAGGCCAUCUCUGCCAAGGACAAGGCUCUGCUGGAGAAAGCCUACGAGCUUCGAGAGGAGUCCCGAAUGGAGGAGGAGAAUGCGCAAGGGAUGGCAUCCAGCUUUGCCGCAACGCUCCAACAAUUCAGUGGCCAAGCAGAGGGUGCUAGUUCUUGCAAGGGCCUCGCUUGCGGGGGCCUCGCUUGCGGAGGCAAUGGGUUUUGCGAUGAGAGCAGCCAAGAAGGAGCUCGUUGCAGAUGCAAGGCUGGCUACGAGGGUACGGGAUUUGUAUGCAACCCGGCGGUUUCUUUCGUGGAGCACCCGCUGAUCUCCGAAGCUCCUGGGUCAAAGGCGCCACAGGUAGCUGAUUUGCAUGUGACCAGCUUGCGCGACAAUGCAGUGGCCGUGCUGUUCCGCGAUGCUUCCAGGCAAAACCGUGGCUUCCUCGUCAUCGGGGUAGCUCAAGAUAAUGGCAUGCGCUGGAGCGCUCCAGCGCUUCUGAGUUCGUCUGCAGUUUUCGGUCCUGUGUUGGCUGAGCUAGACUCUGACCUGGCCAUCGCUUACAGGACGGACGAUCGUGGCGGCGAUGGUGUACUUCUGGCUGCAAGGCGAGAUGCGGAGAACAGAAUCCAGCUUGGACCUCCGCGCGUUUUCACACACUACCAGGCGCAGAGCAUGUCCCUUAUUGCCCUGCCGCAGUCCAGGGUAGUGGUCCUGUUCGCUGAACAUCAACCAAACAAGGUUGCUCCUGGAAAAUGGGAGCACUUUGGCACGUCCCUUCUUGCAGAUAUCUUGCCAGAUGAGAGACUGGGUGGGCAGAUGGUGCCGCGAGUGCUUGGAAAGUAUCAUUUCGCACAGGGUGCAGUCUCCCGCAUUAGCGCAGCACCUCUUUCGUCCAAGCUUUUUGCGAUUGCAUACAGACAGGGCCGAAGUCAGAACAUGGAGAAGGUAGACGACAAGUCUCCGUCACGUGAGGCCAGUGUCUCUCUGGCCGAGCUCUGGGGUUCGGAGCUGGUCUUCACCACCAAGUCGCUUUCUUUGGAGCCUCAGAAAGAGCAGAUCUGGGCACGAUCUGUAGCUGGCCUUGGAGAUGGG